Plasmodium vinckei vinckei is the source of this 882-nucleotide messenger RNA. RefSeq names its product ubiquinol-cytochrome-c reductase complex assembly factor 1, putative. The transcript has 6 exons. Lineage: Eukaryota; Apicomplexa; Aconoidasida; Haemosporida; Plasmodiidae. Bases 1 to 882 code for a protein of 293 amino acids. The record is from RefSeq and is a predicted model, not a curated record. Gene Ontology annotation, biological process: mitochondrial respiratory chain complex III assembly. Gene Ontology annotation, cellular component: mitochondrion.
AUGUGGAAUAAAAGUAGAAGAACAUUGUUACUAAACAGAAGAUAUUUGUUUUUUCGAUCCUUUACUAAUCAAGUAAAAGUAUAUGACAAUAUAAAAAUUAUAGAAAGCAAAAAUUUAUAUGAAGACAAAAAUACUAAAAUUAGUAUUCGAGAAUCAUCAAAAUAUAUUAUACCGAUACCUCAAUGUGAUCGUUCCUUUAUCAGUUCUCUUGUUUAUAAAGUUUUUUUAAAGCAUACGGAAUAUGGAGAAUGUGCAUGGAGAUUAGUCCACCUAAUAAUAGAGCGAUUGGAAAAUGACGAGAUAUUAAACAUAUUUCAAAUAGAUGAAUCAUUUAAUAUGAAAAUGUAUUUUUAUAUUCUUCAUCUAUGGAUAAUUAACAAAAGAUUAAGACAUGAAUGUUAUCAAGGUGAAAUAAUGAAUACAUACAUUUUUGAUAUAACAUGGAGAAUUGUUCGUGAUUGGAUGCUUUUAAAAGAUAUUCCAGAAUAUUCUUUUAAUACAGAACUUUUAAAUUGUCAAGAAUAUGCUUUUGGGUUUUUAGUACAUUUAGAUGAGGCCUCUACCAAUGUCGAUACAUUCCCUUCACACUUAAAGAAUAUAUUAUGGGAGCACCUAUACGAAAAAAAAGUAAAAAAAUCUGGGACAGUUGUCACAGAAUUGAGUAAAUAUAGUAUACUUCAAAUGAGACACAUUUUUAAUUUAUCAAGUGAUCAUUUUUUACAAGCCUCUUUUAUAUGGGCUGAUUUUUAUAAUCAAAAAAAAUUAAAUCGUCGCUUGCCCGCAUUAUGUCAGCAAAUAUCAUAUGGAGGUUAUCGCCCAAAAGAUAAAAGCAAAUACCUUCCCUAUGACGAUGGGAAAAAAUUAUUACCCAGGACUUAUUAG